UUCAGUGACGGACGCGCGCCAACUCCCAAGAUCUGAAAUGGCUUGUAGUAUAUUCAAUCAGAAGCUCAUGGAAAGAGAGGAAACUAUACGGUACUGGCUCUUCCCACACCACGAGGACGGCUCCCCUGUAGUGGACGAAACAAAACUAGAAGAACUGGCUGCCAAACUGCUUGCUCAUGUUGCUCAAGACACCCACCAGUAUAUAUGGAACAAUCAGUCAUUCACACUUAGGGUACGGAAGAAAGCACCAUGUGACGGCGCCUCAGGAGUGCUGGGUCCUCACCUGGCUGGGGUGACCGUGGUGGGGGACAGGCUGGAAGAUGAAUGGUUUAUUGUAUAUCUCCUCCUCACCCUCACACGAGAUUUCCAUGGGCUAGUGUGCCGGGUCAUGGAUGAGGAGGGGGAGUUGCUGUUGAUAGAGGCGGCCAAUUAUCUGCCGCCCUGGGCCACCCCCGAAUCAUCUGAACAAAGGGUGUACCUGUACCGAGGCCAAGUACACCUGAUCCCCGUGGCUUCCUCGCCCGCCUCCCUCACACCACUACCCGCCGGCACCCCCUCCGUCAUGGACGCCGUCAGCACCGUCAGACGCCUCCCAGAACACACCAAAGCAACGCCUCAGAUCCAGAAAGCCAUCACCGUCAAAUUGGAUGGGUACCCCGGAAAGAUCAGCCGGGAGCAGUACGUGGCUCACGCCUACGUACCGGUGGGCGUGGCGGCGCUGCUGAGGGAGUACCCUACCUUGGUGGGCCCCGCCGUCAACGCCUUCUGCAAGAGAGACAUUAUCGACAACAAGGCGUUACGAGUUAUGCGGCACUUUCCACCCGAGACUCGUGUGAUGACUGCAGUGCGCUUCAGCAAGUCUCUUUAUGCUCAACUGUCAGCUCAUCGCUACUCGCCAGACGCUCGUACUGGCUGGAACUUGCCCUCUCCUCUACAUAGUGAUUUUAAAACCCAUGACACUGGCAUGAAACUGGCUUGUGGGUUUGAGUUGUUGGUGUGUAGUGCUGGUGGUGUGACCCCAGCCUCCACGCCCACUGAACCUUCUCCACCAGAUGUCAGCUCACAACUUGAUGUAACAAACAAUCCACGGUGGGAGCGUUAUCGCCAAUCUCUCGUUGAAAAGGGCUAUUUUCGGGGUGAGUUAGAGGGAUCGGUGCUCUACAAAGAUCUUGAGGAACGUGCCCGUCAGUUUUUCGUGAGUCACAUCUUGUCCGGUGAGAGUUCAGAAGACAAUGAUGUUCUGUCUGCUGGAUCCAUUAUUAUCAAGCUGCUGGGAAAGAUCAAUGUGGAUUACGAGUUCUACAGGGAGCGAGCAACUCGACUUGUUCCACCAGAUGAUGACAGCUGGCUACACAUCACCCCAGAUGCUUUGGAUGAAUUAUUGGAAACUCAAUUUGGUAGUAAGGAUGCUCCUAAAGGUGCCAGUGAGACAGAAAUGAUGAAUUCACUCACAGCAUUCCUUGGGCACAUGUCUGACCUAGAGGGUGCUGAGGUGCCCAAAGACCUACAAGACCGCAUCAGGAAACUUUCUACACUUUCUACUGGACGAAAGGGCAGCAAAGGGAGAAAACCAUCUAGCCUUAUGGUACAUCCUCAAGUUCGCAAGAUCUCUUCACAGUCCAAUGCUUCUGAUGCAUCUGACAUGUCUUCAUUCUCAAAUAAAGUCGAUUUCAAUGCAGAUGCCUUCACUGAUGCUAUGGCUAACAUCUUAGAAUUAGGUGUUCCUGAAGAUGAUUAUUGGAAUCAUUCAGAGGACGAGUCAUCAGGCAUGAGUAGCUAUGGAGAGGAGGACACAGGGGAUGUUAGCCUAAGUCGUAAGUCCUCCAACACGUCUCAGAAAUCUGCCGCGUCUACUGUGUCGGCGACUUCCUCUGGUGUGGACACGCAAAUGAAGGAAUAUAUGAGAGAUAUGGAAAGAGAACUCGUCACAAAUCUUGGAGAUUCUCUCAUUUCAAACCACAAUGGAAGCGACGGAGACGAUGAAUUUGACGACGUGGAAGACUUUGCACCAGUGAAGGUGGACAUGCAAGCCGUACAGGACUUGGUAAAAACCUACACUGCACAAAAUGGUUUGCCAGGACCAGCUUCUUCACUUCUGGGUUCAAUGGGCAUGAAACCUAAAAAAAUUUAAACUAGAAAUAUAUAACUUAAAAGCAUUUCAAAGGGGUUCUGACAAUAUGUGAAUACGUAUAGCAUAAAUUAUUGAGAGUAAUCAUUAUUUUAUUUAUUGUAUAAUGCUUUUGGAAAGAUAUAAUCUCAUUUUUGGCAAUAAUUCUAAUAUAGAAAUAAUAUAUAUACUGUAUAUAUAUUAUGUGUGUCCUGUACAGUGAGGAGGGUUAAUUUAAUCCACUACGUAUAUGGAGAAGACUGAUUUGAUCAAUGUGGCAGCUUUUUGCAUAAUUAAUAUAAUGAAUUAAAAACUUUGUUGCCGUGAGGGAGUUGUGGCAUCAAUUACUUUAGUUGUCUCCCCUGUGAGUGAAAAAUCAUCAGGAAUGACUGUAAAGUCAUUGAUGUUCUGCUCAACUGUGAUUCUAUUUUAAGUUUUGUGUUGUUUUUGUUUACUCGUGAGGGGAAAUACAUAUACCAAUUUUCAUGUUUUCUGUGGUUCAUUUUUUCUACUAAAGUUAGAUUGUAAUAAAAAAUAUUCAAUCUAGGAAACAUUGUAGUAUCAAGGUUUCCAUUUUCUGUUUUUAAAAUUUGGGGGAAAUUCUUAAGGAUAUUGUAAUAGCAAGUUGAUGAGGGUCACAUGUUUGCCAGUAAAGAGAAAGGGUAUUAUUUCUGUGGCCAAAACCUCAGAACAAAAACAGAUUAGUCUUACUGUUGGCAUUAUUAAUGAGUAAGGUGUGUUUGUGUCCGAGUUGUGCUGACUUAGUGGUAAGGAUUCCGAAGUGGAAUUUUAAGUUGAUUUACUUAACAUUAUUCUGAGGCAUUCAUAGGUUAGUGAAUACAAGAUACUCACAUCUUGUUCUGAGUCUGAUGAUAUUUUUUAAAUACUGUAUAGAAAUUUCAGAACAAUUCAUAUACUGUAUUAUAUAUACAUAUAUAUAUAUUUUUUACAUGAGUUUAUACAAUUACACUACAAAUUAGGUUAUUUUUAACACUACAGUCUAGUAAAAUCUAUCAUAAUUUAUUGUAUUUAAUUAAUUGGCAUAUUUAUUUUAAGAGUAUUCUUCUCUGACUUAAUACAGUAAUGUCACAAUAAGAAAAAUGUAAUCUUAUCCAGGUACGAAAUAUCUUCCAAAGAUUUCCUUGACAACGAGUACAAGCUCUCUCUCUCUCUCUCUUUCUUUCUUGUAUAUGUUAUCUCUGCAGUUUGUGACAAAGCUAGCAAAUUCAGAGGCUACAGUAUUCAAAAAAACUAUUUUGUUACCAUAAUUGUUAGAUUAAGACAAUGAAUAUUAAGAGUUGCUUGAAGAAUACAGUUGUAAAUAAAUUGCACAAUUGUGGAACAUAUUAUUAGCUCUUCAAAGUGACAUUUGAUUUGCUUUUGAACAAUUAAACAUUGUAUAUAUCUGCAAUAUUACAGAUAAUAAAUCAGAUUACUGUAUUGUAUAACAAAUAGUUUGAUGUUAAAGCACAUGAAGCCUUAAUGAUGGUAGGGUGUGACUGGUGAUUUGUGACAAAUUCCUUGCCAUUUGCUUGCCUCUUCAAAUGCUGUGACCAAGAGCUGACACUCUUGCAUUAGAAUGUCGAUAAACCUUUUAUAACUUUUUUUGGCAAUAAAUGUAUCUGCAUGC
Molecule: messenger RNA, 3737 nt
Organism: Homarus americanus (American lobster)
Lineage: Eukaryota; Metazoa; Arthropoda; Malacostraca; Decapoda; Nephropidae
Gene: ecd
Product: protein ecdysoneless homolog
Exons: 11
Coding region: 38-2131 (697 amino acids)
Cellular component (GO): nucleus
Source: RefSeq, a predicted model, not a curated record